Coregonus sp. 'balchen' is the source of this 2194-nucleotide messenger RNA. The record is from the annotation of a GenBank genome assembly. Lineage: Eukaryota; Metazoa; Chordata; Actinopteri; Salmoniformes; Salmonidae.
AUGGAGGGAGAUACUGAGAAAGAGACAGCAGAGGAGAAGGAGAGUGAUGACACAGAGCUGUCUGGUGAGGAAAGGGCGGGGCGACUUCAUCAGAAUGGAGGAUCCUCGGAGGACGACCAGGACCUACCCAUCAUGCAGUGGGGGGACCUGAGCCUGCGUAUCGCCGAGCUGGAGAAACAGGAGGAGGAGAGGAGGGAGAGGUUAAAGGUUAGAGGGCAUGAAGGGAGGGAGUAGACGUUUUUGUGAUUUGCCCUUAACGACAGAUCUGAGAUUAGCUUACCUGCCCCAAAUCAAGACCUUAACAAUUAGCGGGAACAACACAACAUUGACCUUAGAUCAGAAUCUAGGGGUAACUUCAUCCUACUUCUCUCUUUGCCUUACACAUGUGUGUCAUCUACUGGUAUUAGGCUGAAAGCUGGAGCCCGAGAUCACAGUAAUAACCUCUGUUAAUAAGAUGAUAGGAAUAACACCCUGUGAACCCCUGGCAUUGGGCUCCUGAGUGGCGCAGUGGUCUAAGGCACUGCAUCUCAGUGCUUGAGGCGUCACUACAGACCCCCUGGUUCGAUUCCAGGCUGUAUCACAACUGGCCGUGAUUGGGAGUCCCAUAGGGCGGCGCAUCCAGGUUUGGCCGGUGUAGGCCGUCAUUGUAAAUAAGAAUUUGUUCUUAACGGACUUGCCUAGUUAAAUAAAGGUAAAAUAAAAUAAAUAAAAAAUUGAAGAUGAAGUUGUCUGUUUGAAAAAAACUGCAGAGAUGGGAUUAAUGACACCCUUACUUACACUCUCAACUCCCCUGCCACCACACGUCUCCACCACUUCCCUCCUCCCAUGUCCUCCAUCCCUGAUCCCUCCCUCUGUUCCUCUCUUUCAGAGUACGAGUGGGUCGGAACAGGGGAGUGUGUCAGGGGGCUGGGCGGAGAAGAGGCAGGAUGGGCUGCGGAGGAGAGAGGAAUGGCAGGAGGAGGACUACGGAAGGUGUCGAGUAACUGUUGUCUCAUCUAGGUAACAAAUGUCAAAAACAGUCAAUCUCAUUAUAAACUUCAUUCUGUAUUCUCUGAAACCAUCUAAUUUCUGUUCUUUCUGUUCAUGCAAUUGUUGCCUUUUGCUUUUCUUAUUACAGAUUCCACAACCACAAAAAUCUACAGUUAUGCUACACCAACAACAGUGAGAGCGAGGAUGGUGAUGAUGAGGAGGAGGGGGCUGGCAAAGAGGUGAGCGAUUCCCUCCUCUUUUAUAGUUUAGCUCAAGACUGGGACAAAAACCUGCACACAUUGCGGCACUCUAGGACCAGGUGUGAAGAACACUGUUCUACAGCGAUGUAUCAUUCAUUCAUCUAUCAGGGUUGGGGUCAAUUCCAUUUAAAUUCCAGUCAAUUCAGGAAGUCCACUCAAAUUCCAAUUCCAACUCUCAAUGCUUUUCAAUUAUGAAAAUGUGGAAUUGGAAUUUGGUUUACUUUCUGAAUUGAAAUGGAAUUGACCCCAACCCUGACAUCCAUACUCAUGCCAUUUUGUGUUUAUUGUUUAUUGUCAGGGUUCUAUAGAGGCAGGUAGCCGUGGUUACCAUCCCUCUGGCCUGAAGCUGGAGGUGAGGGCCGCACUGAGUGCGCUCAAAAACAAGCUGCUCGCUGAACAGAAAGAGAAGGAGGUAAGAAGGAUGGUGAAGGGAGACUGUGAGUGUGGACUGUGGAGAUAGAGGGAAACGGCGAGCAUUGGAUGGGAGAGAGGUGAGGAUUGGUAUGUGUGGUGAAUAAUUCCUGUGUGUGUGUGUUUGUCUCAGCACCUCGCCUGCAGUAGUGUGAUCACUAAGAGGAAGCAUCUGGAAUGCUGUGACCUGCAGAUCUGCUCAAUACAGCAGCUCAACUCCAUCAGGACCUCACUUAACUAUGGCAUACACAGUCAGUAGGCAGUCAUUACAUGGAAAUCAUGAUCAUUACAUGGAAAAAAAAGUGGUUAUUACAUGGUAAUAACUUGUUAGUAAAUGCACUGGCAUGUGAGUGCUUGCUGUACGGUUUGUGCAUUUUUGGAUCUAUAUGUAUUUGUGCCUUGUUGUUGUGCUUUUCAUGUGACAAUAGUAGUAAUACUAGUAAUAUUCUAUUCUUGUAGACCUGAGCUCAGAGUUGGUGGGUCACCUGUUGAUAAGAGACCAGCUGAGGACCAAACAGGACGCCAUGCUCCUGGACGUACAGGAUCUGACAUAA